Messenger RNA from Zea mays, 2786 nucleotides. Its product is annotated as peroxisomal fatty acid beta-oxidation multifunctional protein. Gene Ontology annotation, molecular function: (3S)-3-hydroxyacyl-CoA dehydrogenase (NAD+) activity; NAD+ binding. The transcript has 18 exons. Bases 249 to 2432 code for a protein of 727 amino acids. Lineage: Eukaryota; Viridiplantae; Streptophyta; Magnoliopsida; Poales; Poaceae. Gene Ontology annotation, biological process: fatty acid beta-oxidation. Gene Ontology annotation, cellular component: peroxisome. The record is from RefSeq and is a predicted model, not a curated record.
UAUAUGUCGCUGUUUGUAUAAUUUUCAAUACGUACAAGAACUAAAAUAUAUUAUUGGAUAGUAUUUUUUAUAAUAAACUCAUCUGUUGCUAUACUUUAUUUAAAUCUACAAAGAAAAUUUGACUCGUACGGAUAUCAUGUCGAUACCUACCAGGGAACUUAGGACGGCGUCGUCGUCUCGAAUUAAUCGCUUGCACUAAGCUGGACGGCCGCCCGCUGUGAUCCAGCGAACAACCAGGACGGCCGGUCAUGGCGGCAGGGACGAUGAUGCGGGUGACAAUGGAGGUGGGCACAGACGGGGUGGCGCUCAUCACCAUGUGCAACCCGCCAGUGAACGCCCUGCACCCCGCCAUCUUCGCUGGACUCUGGGAGAACUACGGCGAGGCCAUGGCCCGUGACGACGUCAAGGCCAUCGUGCUCAAAGGUGCUCGAGGGAAAUUCUGUGGAGGUUUCGACAUCAAUACGUUCUCACAAAUUCAUCGGACCGGAGACAUGUCGCUUCUGCCAGACUCUGUUAAGUUUGCGUCUUAUAUGAUGGAAGAGGGCAAAAAGCCUUCCGUUGCAGCCAUUCAAGGCCUUGCUCUGGGUGGUGGACUAGAGUUGACGAUGGCUUGUCAUGCUCGAAUAUCUACCCCUGAAGCUCAACUUGGAUUACCAGAGUUAACUCUUGGCAUAAUUCCUGGAUCUGGGGGAACCCAGCGUCUACCGAGGCUUGUAGGUCUGCCCAAAGCAAUACAAAUGAUGCUGCAAUCAAAGUUCAUUAUGGGGGACGAAGGAAAAGAACAAGGUCUUAUUGAUGCCCUUUGCUCCCCUGAUGAAUUGAUAAAGAUGUCACGCCAUUGUGCCCUGGAAAUUGCUAAUGGUGGUAGACCGUGGGUAAAACCACUCAGCAGAACAGAUAAGCUUGGCUCACCAUCUGAAGCUCAUGCUGCAUUAAGUAUGGCAAGACAGCAGGUGAAGAAGAUUGCAAGAAACAUGCCGCAGUAUCAAGCCUGCCUUGAUGUAAUUGAAGAAGGUGUGCUAUUUGGAGGCCAUUCAGGUGUUUUAAAGGAAUAUAAGGUUUUCAAGGAGUUAGUGCCAUCACCAACAGCAAGGGCACUUGUUCAUAUCUUCUUGGCACAGCGUUUGAGCACAAAGGUGCCAGGUGUCACUGAUGUUCACCUAAAACCUAGGCAAAUUAGAAAAGUUGGCAUUAUUGGUGGUGGUUUGAUGGGCUCUGGAAUUGCAACUGCACUUCUUGUUAGCAACAUAUCUGUUGUGCUCAAGGAAGUAAACCCUCAGGUUCUGCAAAGGGGACAAAAAACGAUAGCAGCUAAUCUUGAGGACCUGGUCAAAAGGGGCUCACUUGCAAAGGACAGGAUAAAUAAGGUCAUGUCACUUCUGAAAGGCACUCUUGAUUAUUCGGAUUUUAAGGAUGUCGAUAUGGCUAUUGAGGCCGUUAUAGAGGACAUUCCUUUGAAGCAAUCAACAUUUUCUGACAUUGAGAAGUUCUGCCCACCACAUUGCAUACUUGCAACAAACACAUCUACCAUCAGUUUGAAUGUUAUUGGCAAGAGGACAAAUUCUCAAGAUAGAAUUGUAGGGGCACAUUUUUUCAGUCCUGCCCAUAUUAUGCCCUUACUUGAAAUUGUCCGGACCGAGAAUACAUCAGCACAAGCUAUCCUUGAUCUUAUUACAGUUGGGAAGAUAGUAAAGAAAGUCCCUGUUGUGGUUGGCAACUGCACAGGAUUUGCAGUUGAGCGUGCAUUUUUUCCUUACCGGCAAGGCUCUAUGUUUCUAGUUGGCCUUGGCGUUGAUGUUUUCAGAAUUGAUCGAGUAAUAAGAAACUUUGGCAUGCCAAUUGGACCUUUCCAAUUACAAGAUGUGUCUGGAUAUGGAGUGGGCUUGACAGUAAAGGACAUCUACGCAGCUGCCUUUGGAGAACGAAAUUUCAGCUCUGAGUUGAUGGAUUUGAUGGUACAGAAUGGGCGGCAUGGAAAGAGUAAUGGCAAAGGCUAUUACAUUUAUAUGAAGGGUGAGAAGCCAAAGCCUGACCCUAGUGUUCAGCAUGUGAUUGAGGAGUACCGAAAAUGUGUGAAGAUAAUGCCUGGUGGACAGCCUGUGACAUUAACAGAUCAAGACAUAUUGGAGAUGAUUUUCUUCCCAGUUGUGAAUGAGGCAUGUAGGGUUAUGGAUGAAAAUGUUGUGAUUCGGGCUUCUGAUCUUGAUAUUGCAUCUGUCCUUGGAAUGGGUUUUCCCAAGUACAGGGGUGGCCUCGUUUUCUGGGCUGACACUGUUGGGGCACCUUAUAUACAUUCAAAGCUAAGCAAGUGGGCUGAAACUUAUGGUCCCUUCUUCAGACCUUCGUCAUAUCUGGAACAAAGAGCUAAAAGCUGCCUUCCACUGAGUGCACCAAGCUCAUCUCAGCAAGCUUCGUUGAGGUCACACAUGUGAUGUGCUAUUUCAGCGGUUACCAGGGUGAUGGCUCGAUGCUUGUGUACUCGAAAGUUGGUUGGCAUUGGUACAGGAAAAUGCCAUAUUUUUCUCUUGUUCUGAUAAUUGGGCCCGCCAUGACAAUCUGGGAGAAUAAAUGGCUAGCAUCCUUUUGCAGUUUUGCUGGUAUAAUUUUGAUUUUUAAUUUGUAUUUAAUCUGCUUUAAAUUAUAAGACCUUUUAAUUUUUUUUUCUAGAUACAUCAUUUUUAUUUUAUCUCAAAAAGUGAAAGGGCUCUAACUAAAUUGGUUAGAUGAUAUGAGUACCACUCUUUAGAUGGUCUAUAAGGGACAAAUUCUCAUUGCACGGGGAACAA